This is a messenger RNA of Seminavis robusta, 864 nucleotides long. The record is from the annotation of a GenBank genome assembly. Lineage: Eukaryota; Bacillariophyta; Bacillariophyceae; Naviculales; Naviculaceae.
AUGAAUGAUAUUGCCGGAGCUCAAGCGCGAAUGGACGAAGAGGUUGAUGCUCCACGCAAUGGAGACCCUGCCGGAGAGGAUAAGAACUCGAUGCCUGGCAUGUCCAUUACUGAAGCAGAACGGGCUUGGGCAUUGACCAUCAAGGAAGCUGUGGAAGCAAAUGAUGAGAUCGAUAACCUCAGUGACUUUUGGUAUGCACAACUGGCUAUUGUGGACCAUGACAAUGUGGAUGCAGCACAGCAGCAUUCGGCUCACAUGCAAGCAUUUCGGCAGGAGUACGACAUUCGAGACAAUUUGGAGGACGCCAAAAGCACGGUCUGGGAGUUUCUGACAUUGUUUGACAGACCCUGGGUCCUUGCAUUUUCCUACAGUGUUGAAUCACAGAGCUACAUUUGGGUUGUCGAUAUCGCACAAAUCGACAAGAAGGACUUGGUUACCAAUAAGCAAUGGAGAAUCUACCUGGCAGGAUUGUAUUACCUACGACAAGCCCUCAAUCCCAACUUACGGGCCAUUUCCACUGGGAUUUCUAUCAUUCAUGAAUGUGAGGGAUUUGACUUUGGUAAAAUGGGAGGGCUGGAGCAUGUGGCUCGCAUGGCAAGAGAGUUGAUUGGGGAGUAUCCUGCCAGGCAUUACUCAUUGCGGUUUUUUCAUACUGGGUAUUUUGUUAAUGUCAUGAUGAGCACGAUCAAACGAUUCCUGCCAAAGAAUAUGACAGAAAGGAUGGAAUAUGGAUGCUCUUGUGAUGGUCGAUUGGAUCAGAUAUGGCUAGUCCCAGAUGCCAAGACAGUACUACAAAGGAACUACAUCAGAAUCAUGCAAACCCUGCAGCUGAGAUAUGAAAAUGAGGCCAGAUUUAGUUUGUAG